GCCUAGCCUGAAGGGAUGAAGUUCUCAGCAAACCUCUGAGUGGCUUCUUAGGAGAAAAGGAAGACCUAGAGUCUUUCUCAACAGGUGAUUGGCUCAGAGAGGGGAGGGCAGCCUCCAGGCUGCCUGAAGGGGAGAGGAAAGGGCAGUGUCAUUCCAGCGUCUCCUCAGCAAUGGCUCUGCCUUUUAAGGUCCUGAGUCGGGGCCUGGCCAGUGCAGCCAAAGGAGACCAUGGCGGGGCAGGAGCCAACACCUGGCGCAUCCUGACCUUUGUGCUAGCACUGCCCAGCGUGGCCCUCUGCUCCCUCAACUGCUGGAUGCACGCUGGCCACCAUGAGCGCCCAGAGUUCAUCCCCUACCACCACCUCCGCAUCCGCACCAAGCCCUUCUCCUGGGGGGAUGGCAACCACACGCUCUUCCACAACCCCCACGUCAAUCCUUUGCCCACCGGCUAUGAAGACUCUUGAAGCAGACAGACUCUUUUGCGGUCUCCAAACUGACCUGUGUUCUGGCUGCGAGAGCCCCUGAAGUUGCAGGGGACAGUCCCAAGGGCAAUAAAGAUGUGGAACUUU
This is a messenger RNA of Microtus oregoni (creeping vole), 569 nucleotides long. RefSeq names its product cytochrome c oxidase subunit 6A2, mitochondrial. The record is from RefSeq and is a predicted model, not a curated record. The transcript is spliced from 4 exons. Gene Ontology annotation, cellular component: mitochondrial inner membrane. Bases 171 to 464 code for a protein of 97 amino acids. Gene Ontology annotation, molecular function: enzyme regulator activity. Gene Ontology annotation, biological process: mitochondrial electron transport, cytochrome c to oxygen. Lineage: Eukaryota; Metazoa; Chordata; Mammalia; Rodentia; Cricetidae.